This is a messenger RNA of Closterium sp. Naga37s-1, 338 nucleotides long. NCBI's taxonomy places the organism in Eukaryota, Viridiplantae, Streptophyta, Zygnematophyceae, Desmidiales, Closteriaceae. The record is from the annotation of a GenBank genome assembly.
CCCCCCUCCUUUCCUCCCCCGCCCCCCAUCCCCCCCUUCCUCCCUGCUCCCCGGCUCUCCUCCAACCCCUCUCUACCCCCCUUCGCCCAUCUUCCCAUCGUCUCCAACCCGGCAUCUCAUGUUCUCCUUGCAGCUCUGGCAACGUGUUGGCCAUUCUGAUUGGUUCAUUGGUCUUUGCAGCAGCCACAGUGGGUGUGCUGCUGCUCAUGGAGACGCUCAGUGCCUUCCUGCACGCGCUCAGGCUGCACUGGGUGGAGUUUAUGAACAAGUUCUAUGUCGGCGACGGGUACCAGUUUGUGCCGUUCGCCUUUGCGUCUCUUCCUGAUGAGGAGGAUUAG